CUCCCCUCUUUAACAGAGCAGCCAGCAACAGCAGCAGAGACGCCGUGACGUGCUGGGAGAGCGUAAUGCCACCAAGCCUGGAGCUGCCUCUCAGAACAAACGCACAACUGACAGCACUGCCUCGCGCUCCUCCUGGCCGUCCUCAUCCUCCCCCGCUGUUUGCAGCCAGAAAACAGAGCGUGAGAGGCUGCCGAAUCAGGGAAGGCAAGAGAGGAGCAGGGGAAAAAAAACAAGAGGACUGGAAAGAGAUCGCAGGGAGAGAAGACAGCAUGCGUAAAUCAAAGGAAAAGAGUGCAGAGGAGCAUGAGAAUGGAAAGAGGAAGAGAAGCUGAAAGGAGACGUGAAGCCCGUCCGAUGACUACUGCUCUGAUUAACACGUCUUGAUUACGGUGAAAAGGACCCGCGGCUGCGGCUAACCGUCACCUACAGCCUACUCUUCUUUUUCCUCCUCCAGCCACAGGCAGCUGCAGCAGCGUCAGAAACCAGCCUCGGGGCUGGGGAGGGGGGACAAUGCAUCAAGACAGAUGGAGAGAUUGCAACACUCCAGCUCUUCACGCACGCUCAGCUGAUGUGUGGGGGGAGAGCGACGGCUACGCAACCGGCUGAACGCGUCGUUUUCCCACUCCGAAUAGAACGAUGGUGAAAAGCGAUCGGUCUGAGCUGCAGCGAGAAAACAGGAGGGUUCAUCGUGGGCUCUGGAGGAAACGAGGGAGGAUGUGAGCCGGCCGAGCCUGCACUGCACGGCUGUCUUUCAACAACGGCUAAGGAGGGAGGAAAGACCAACAGGGCAGAUGAGAUGAAACUCUUCAGUUCUCACAACCCACUGUCCUGGUGAAACCCUUCAGUAGAGAACUGUUUACUUCUGUUAACAUGAGUAAACAUGAGAAGUCAGAGCUCACUCAGCUUCAGGCUGCUGCUGCUGGUGGAGAUGAUACACAUAUAGUCAGUCUUUUAGGGAAUGAUCAAAGCGAUCUGCAGAUAAGGAAAUCAUCCUAUGGGUUUUAGCUUUCUGAACAACGCACUUCUCUCCAUCGGACUAAGAUUAAAGUUCUGGUUAUCUCUUGGUGUGGGCACAGAUGCAAAUAAAUACUGCAGAGUGAACAACCUUUAAACCAGACACAAACCCCUCGCUUCUGUGAUCAGAGAGCGGCUGAAGAACACAGAACAAUGCAGUGGAGACGGCGCCACUGUUGUACGCACACGGCCAAACUUCUCUAUCUCCUCUCUCUGCUGGGAUUCCUCGUGUUCCUGGUCCACCACGUGCGGCUCCCCAAGCUAACUGGGAUCCCGUGGUGGAGGGGCUACCCUGUGGUGUACGGAGGCACGGUGCUUCAAACCGCAAGAAGCAAAUGGAACGGCAGCGCAGCGCACUCAGCGUGGAGGUUUGUGAUCGUUCCCCAGGGAACGUUGACAACCAAUGCCAACAUCAAUGUCUCUUUUCAUCGUAGCGACACUGGCUUUGAGGGUAAUUUGACAGGCAACAGCAGCCAGAGCCAAAAGGGAGCUCUUAAUGCUACUCUGACCCACGGACCUUUCCCUUAUGUCAUCAACGAGCCGGAUAAAUGCAGACAGAGCAAACUUGCCCUGUUUCUCGUCCUGCUAAUUGCCACCGAAGCUCGUCAGGUGGAAGCGAGGAACGCCAUCCGGCAGACUUGGGGGAAUGAGAGCGUUUUCCCCUCCUUGGGAUUUAUUCGACUGUUUCUGCUGGGGAAGAAAGAUGGAGAGCUGGGACUUCUGCAGCAGAAGAUGCUGGAGGCAGAGAGCCGGAGGCAUCGCGACAUCAUCCAGCAGGACUUCCUGGAUUCCUAUAAAAACCUGACGAUAAAGACUCUGAUGGGAAUGAACUGGGUGGCGAAGCACUGUCCGACGGCGAGCUACGUGAUGAAAACCGACAGCGACAUGUUUGUCAACACGGAGUACCUCGUCUACAAGCUGCUGCGGCCGGAUCUGAAGCCCAAGAAGAACUACUUCACGGGCAACAACAUGAGAGGCUUUGCACCCAACCGGAACAAAAACAGCAAGUGGUACAUGUCGCCCGAGCUCUACCCGGGUGAACGGUACCCCACGUUCUGCUCAGGGACAGGAUACGUCUUCUCUGGGGACCUGGCCGAGAAAAUCUACCGGACAUCGUUGAGCAUCCGCCUACUGCACCUGGAGGAUGUGUACGUGGGAAUCUGCCUGGCCGAGCUGCAGAUCGAGCCCACGCCUCCGCCCAACGGCUUCCUGUUCAACCACUGGAGGGUGUCGUACUCCAGCUGCAAGUACAGCCACCUGAUAACGUCGCAUGGUUUCCAUCCCAAUGAGCUGCUCAAGUACUGGCAUCACCUUCAGAGCAACAAGCACAAUGCCUGCAUCGGCACGCUCAAGGAGAGGUCGAGCAGGGCCCACUCCAGACUCCGGGACAAGCAGGCGCAUUUACUGAAACAGUAGCUGUUAUCUUUGACCAUAUAACUGCGCAAUUUGACAUUUUGUACAUAAAUUUGCUUAAUGAAAACACAACACUUUUGCCAAAAAAAAAAUUUUUUUGGUAAGUUUUGGCAUUAGGAUGAAGUGUUUUGUUUUAACUAUGCUGAAAUUGGUUUAUUUCACAAAACUCCAACAGAAAUACUUUCGCGUCACACAAAUCGCAUGAUUGACAACCAGAUGCUACUGGGUUCAAGCAACUAAGAUGACAAGAAGUGGUAGGAGGAUGAUGGCGCCGCAUGUUUAAUGGCUUACCGUGUGAACAAACUUAUUUAUGUGUGAUUUUAAUUGUGUUUGAUAGAAAAGCCACAAUUGCGUUUUGCAAAAUUGUGUUUUUUCAACACAGGCGGAAUAUUGACAGAGUUUUGCCAAUAUUUGUAAUGGAAGCGCAGCGACUGUCGGGUCCAUUUAAACCCUACUGCUCAAUACACCAAUGAUCACCAUCACUGUUGAACAAACCUUACUUAUUUUGAGAUAAGACAAACAAAACGUGUAAAAAGUGAUAAAAUCCUGUGAAAUUGUUGCCAUUUUUCAGCUAAUGCUGUUUCUACCGGAGUGAUUCCCAGCAGAACGUCCAUGUACACGGUGCUGUCAUGAAAAAUAAAGGGUGAAAUGAACAGGCGUGCAGAUGAAACGUCUCUGUACAAUGUUAAAUCUGCUGUCGAGUUUGAUAAUCUGAAAUAAAUAAACAUUUCCAACACAACAACCACAGCUUUAGGGGGGGAAAAAAAUGGUGAGCAGGUAGUGGAAGGUGAGACUGAAACUAACCAAUCUCAGCUCAGCUAUCUGGCUGUAUUAUCAUCCAGUUCCAGAAUAGUGAAAGAUGUCACAGAAAAUACAAAAUGACAAGACCAGCAGGAAUCAUUAUAGAGAGGCUUUGCUUAGCAACACAGUAUUUUUUUUUAGUCAUACUGUUUCCAGUGCUAAGCAGGUGCUAGUGCAGCAUAUCACUCUGACACCAAUAAACUGAUGUUAUUUCAGCCAAACUGAUUGAAGGGUUAGAUGAACCAGUUAAAAGUAAAACCAACACGUUAAAUAUAAAUAAUGUGGAAAAAUAUGCACCAAAUAUUUUAGAAAUUUGCCUCCGCCUCCCAAAUGGAAAAAAAAGAGAAAAAAGUAUGGUUUACUAUGUUUACAAGUAUAAGUAAACAUAUUACUUCACAUUGAUGUUUAGGUCUUAAAUUGUAAUCAAAGUCAAAAACAAUAUUCUGGUUCACACAUAUAUGAGAUGGACCAAUUUAGACCUGAAAGUUAAAGGUGUGUUUUUUUCUGCCAAUAAUGCAGCAGAACCAGUGUUGUUACAAAGUCCAGGCUGUAAUAUCCUGACUCCAAAAGAUUCCUCUUCCUUUUUUUCCUGCAUUAAAAUAAAUCUGCAGUUCAUGUUGAUAAAAUUACAUAAAAGUAUUCUGUUCUAGUCCUAAGUGGAAAAAUUUAACAUUUAAAGGUUUGACUUCAUUAGAUGAUAGUAAUAAAUCCAGCUCUAACUCAGUUUAAUCUCUUCUUAGAGCAAUGCCAUGAAUAAAUCAGAUACCUGUUGGUUAAAUAUUAGGCUGGUGGUAUAAGGGCUUUUGUUUGCAGCACUAAUGAAGUUCAAUAAAGUUAAACAUUUCCCA
This is a messenger RNA of Xiphophorus hellerii (green swordtail), 4076 nucleotides long. RefSeq names its product beta-1,3-galactosyltransferase 2. The coding region runs from base 1168 to 2430 and encodes 420 amino acids. Gene Ontology annotation, molecular function: N-acetyl-beta-D-glucosaminide beta-(1,3)-galactosyltransferase activity. The record is from RefSeq and is a predicted model, not a curated record. Lineage: Eukaryota; Metazoa; Chordata; Actinopteri; Cyprinodontiformes; Poeciliidae. Gene Ontology annotation, cellular component: Golgi membrane. The transcript is spliced from 3 exons. Gene Ontology annotation, biological process: protein O-linked glycosylation.